GCUCGGGCCCUUCAUCAGGGAGGAUGUACAGCCAGGUGGAGCAUCCUGCUGGAGGCUACAAGAAGCUCUUUGAGACAGUGGAGGAGCUGUCCUCUCCAGUGACUGCCCACGUCACAGGCAGGAUUCCCACCUGGCUGCGAGGAAGCCUCCUGAGAUGUGGUCCUGGCUUGUUUGAGGUGGGCUCAGAGCCCUUCUACCACCUCUUUGAUGGCCAGGCACUGCUCCACAAGUUCGACUUCAAGGAGGGGCACGUCACCUACCACCGAAGGUUUGUCCGGACUGACGCCUACGUGCGAGCCAUGACGGAGAAGAGGAUCGUGAUUACGGAGUUUGGCACCUACGCCUACCCAGACCCCUGCAAGAACAUCUUCUCCAGGUUUUUCUCCUACUUCAAAGGUGUGGAGGUGACGGAUAACGCCCUGGUGAAUGUCUACCCUGUGGGUGAGGAUUACUACGCCUGUACUGAGACCAACUUCAUCACCAGGAUCAACCCAGACACCCUGGAGACCAUCAAGCAGGUGGAUCUCUGUAAAUACGUGUCUGUCAAUGGGGCAACAGCUCAUCCCCACAUUGAGAAUGAUGGCACUGUUUACAACAUUGGCAAUUGCUUUGGGAAAAACUUUGCCCUGGCCUACAACAUCAUCCGGAUUCCUCCUCUGCAGGCAGACAAGGAAGACCCCAUGAACAAGUCCGAGGUGGUGGUGCAGUUCCCCUGCAGUGACAGGUUUAAGCCCUCCUAUGUCCACAGCUUUGGGCUGACCCCAAACUACAUUGUGUUUGUGGAGACACCAGUGAAAAUCAACCUCCUCAAGUUCCUCUCCUCCUGGAGCCUGUGGGGAGCCAACUACAUGGACUGCUUUGAGUCCAACGAGACCAUGGGGGUGUGGCUUCACGUGGCAGAGAAGAAGAAAGGCAGGCUCCUCAACCUCAAGUUCCGCACCUCGGCCUUCAACCUCUUCCACCACAUCAACACCUACGAGGACAACGGGUUCCUGAUCGUGGACCUGUGCACCUGGAAGGGGUUUGAGUUUGUCUACAACUACCUGUACCUGGCCAACCUCCGGGCCAACUGGGACGAGGUGAAGCGGCAGGCGGAGAAGGCGCCGCAGCCCGAGGCCCGCAGAUACGUCCUGCCCCUGAGCAUCGACAAGGCUGACACAGGGAAGAACCUGGUCACCCUGCCCUACACGACAGCCACAGCGACCCUGCGCAGUGAUGAGACCAUCUGGCUGGAGCCAGAGGUGAUUUUCUCAGGGCCGCGUCAUGCCUUUGAAUUCCCCCAGAUCAACUACAGGAAGUACGGAGGGAAGCCGUACACGUACACCUACGGGCUGGGGCUGAACCACUUUGUCCCAGACAGGCUUUGCAAGCUGAACGUGAAAACCAAGGAGACCUGGGUGUGGCAGGAGCCGGAUGCGUACCCGUCGGAGCCGAUCUUUGUUUCCCACCCGGAUGCGCUGGAGGAAGAUGAUGGGGUGGUGCUGAGCAUCGUGAUCAGCCCGGGGGCAGGGCCCAAGCCAGCCUACCUCCUCAUCCUCAGCGCCAAAGACAUGAGCGAGGUGGCCAGGGCCGAGGUGGAGGUGAACAUUCCCGUGACAUUCCAUGGGCUCUUCAAGAGAGCGUGAGCACAAACAGCAACACCUGGCCCGGACUUCUUCCAGCUCCAAAAGGUGCAGUCUCCGUUUACAGGUGACCCAAACUCCUUCCACAGCCCUUUGCAUUUGGGGGGCUGCUUAACUCAGAUCAAGCAGUUCAGUCUUGUCAAUGAUUCUUCAAAAUGGUUAAUCAGGUAUUUUUUAAAUGCAGCCUUCGGUAUCAUUUCCAGUUAAACCGCAAGUUGGGGGUGGUGGAGAGGUUCUGUUUAUGCAAAAUUAAACUUUGUAGCUGCAGCAGAGUGAAAGAAGCUGAAAGAGCAGAAAGUAACCUCAACACUUUUACAUGUGGUAACAUUGUGUACAACUGGCUGUGCUCUGUUACAUGGUUGAGAAUUUUUAGCCUAUACUGAGGGAUUUUGGAUUUAAUCAUCAUCCUGGUCAUUGCUGCAGUAUCCUCAGAGGAAUCACAGAGGAGUUUUCCACAGCUGCUUUGGGAAUCCCAAGAGGGUGGCAGGCAGAGUUUUGUUCUUCACCCAAGCUGCAAACUGCACACCUUCCCUUGUGUGUUUGCUCCUUUCCCUUUCUUUUGUCCAAGUGCAGUUCCUUGAUUUCUGGAUUUCACAUUAAAACAUGGACAUGAAAAAAAAUCAAGCAAUUGUUACCCCUUGGGCUGACUUUCUUCCUUAGAGUGCUACAGAUGUUCAGCUUAAUCCUUCCUUCUCCCAAAAUAAACUUUCAGCUGAUGUUAAAAGAGGUUAUUGUUGAGAAUAAAAACUUCCUGCCAGCAGAUUUAAAA
Molecule: messenger RNA, 2391 nt
Organism: Haemorhous mexicanus (house finch)
Lineage: Eukaryota; Metazoa; Chordata; Aves; Passeriformes; Fringillidae
Gene: RPE65
Product: retinoid isomerohydrolase RPE65
Exons: 14
Coding region: 24-1625 (533 amino acids)
Biological process (GO): retinal metabolic process; zeaxanthin biosynthetic process
Molecular function (GO): all-trans-retinyl-ester hydrolase, 11-cis retinol forming activity; retinol isomerase activity; beta-carotene 15,15'-dioxygenase activity
Source: RefSeq, a predicted model, not a curated record